Eucalyptus grandis is the source of this 1742-nucleotide messenger RNA. Its product is annotated as protein DA1-related 1-like. The record is from RefSeq and is a predicted model, not a curated record. Lineage: Eukaryota; Viridiplantae; Streptophyta; Magnoliopsida; Myrtales; Myrtaceae. Gene Ontology annotation, molecular function: ubiquitin binding. The transcript has 10 exons. The coding region runs from base 199 to 1059 and encodes 286 amino acids.
ACUUCUAUUCGAUUAAAUAAGACCAGGCCAGUCUGGCCAAGGAAGAGAAGCCAUGGCUGUCCAAUAUGAGAAAUAUUGUGGAAUCAUUUAACGUUUCUUUGCUUCUGUACUUGUCCGGCCAAGCCUGGCUUGCUUAGUCACUGGUUGCUGAUUAGAACGAAUGAUUGGGUCAACAGGCAAUCAACAAUCGUCUGUCAAAUGGGUUGGCUCAGGAAAAUGCUGAAAGGUUCUGCUUCCAGCUCCAGGAUACCAUUGGACCGUGAGGAGGAUCGUGACUGGGAGGAGCCUUGUGAUAUAUCGGAUGAAGUAUUGGACGGUGAGAGAGAAGAAACACAUUAUGCAACUACUCUUUCUUCAGCUGAUGAAAAUGAAGCAGAUGAAGACCAACAAUCAGAUGCUAGUCAAUCAGAGACUGAUGAUGGACAAUAUUAUGAAAUCAGCCACUUGGAGGAGGAAGAUGAGGGACUUGCUGAGGCUCUCCAACGAAGUUUAGUUUUCAAUUCAAAUCCUCUGUGCGAACUCGAGAACAUAUUUCCCCCUUUUCCAUUCUCUUUUCAUUCUACGGACAGAUCACGCAAUAAGGAGCUUCAUCGAUCGACAUGUUAUGUUUGUAAGAACCUGAUCCCGGUAGAUUCUUCCGGACAGUUUCAAUAUAGGUCCAAUCGUUUCUGGCAGCAGAAGUAUUGUCCCACGCAUGCACGUGACGGAACUCAUCGUUGUUGCAGUUGUAGGAGAUUGGAGCCGAGGGACACGGCAUUUUCUUCUCUCACUGAUGGUCGGAAGCUGUGUCUGGAUUGCCUUGACUCCUCAAUUAUGAAUACGGAUGAAUGUCAACCCUUAUACCGCGAAGUGUGUGAGUUUUAUGAGAACUUAAACAUGAAGGUGUAUCAGACAAUUCCGUUAUACUUGGUCGAGAGACAAGUCCUCAAUGAAGUUAAGAAAAGCGAAAACAACGGACAUCAUCUGUUUGGAGAGAUAAGAGGAGUCACCAUGACAGAGGGAUGCAGCAUUAAUGCCAUUGUAGAGCAAUCGAGGAUCAGGGACGGCAACGAGACUUAAAUAAAAACUAGGCGAUAUAAACUGGUCGCCUACUCUGAGGUCAUAGGAUCAUCAUUUUGUAUGGUUUCCCAAGAAUUUAACCAUUCUCAGGCUGCUAACUGGAAGGAUCCUCGCUCAUGAAAUGAUGCAUGCGUGGCUCCGACUCGAAGGUUAUCCAUUUAUAAGCCCAGAGGUGGAAGAAGGCCUUUGUGAAGUCAUGGCUCAUAUGUGGUUGGAGUCUCAAAUUUCAUUUAUGUCUACGAGUCAUAACAAUCACUUCGAGAAAAGGCUUGCUGAAUAUCUCAAGUACGAUACUGAGUCACGAACAUCACAUCCUUAUGGAACUGGAUUUCGACGGGCAAAGAGGGUGAUUGGCAUGUAUGGCCUCAAAGGAGCAAUCGAUUACAUCCGUAUGACGGAUACAUUUCCUAGAUGAGUUGUUGUACGAACACGAUAAGGCAUUGGUUCUUUGAAUUCAGGAGUAUGUUCGACACAUGAAGAUCCUGAAGUCAGUGUACACCAAGUUCAUACGUAUCAUCUGCUUAAGUGCAUACGCUUAAAGCAUUGUCUCAAGUGAGUGUUAGCUAGUAUGACAAUUCUACUGUUCCAUAGGAAAAAUACGAGAACAUUGUACCGUGCUUGUAAAAUGUGACAAACUUGGAGAAAAUGAGAUAAGAAGUGCCAUAAUUUUUAUGCGACGCUUA